UUUUUUUUUUUCUUUUUUCUUUUUUCCUUAUUUCCACGCAUGGCUCCGUAGAACCCUCCCUCCCCUGCAUCUCCCCCACGCUUUCCUCUUUUAGCCAUAUCAUCUCCAUCAUCGUCUCCCUCUCCACCUCUCUCUCUCUCUCUCUCUCUCUCUCUCUCUCUCUGUGUUCUCACCUCAAUUGAUCGAUAGAGUCUCCUCGUCCACAGAGCAGGGAUUUGGGAGAGGAGGGUAGGGUUUGAGAGAGAGAGAGAGAGAGAGAGAGAGAGGGGAGGAGGAGGAGGAGGAGGAGGAGAGAGGGGGAGAGGAUGCUGCAGCGAGCGGCGAGCAACGCGUAUUCAUGGUUUUGGGCGAGCCAGAUCCGGACAAAGCAGUCGAAAUGGCUCGACAACAACCUCCAAGAGAUGGAGGAAAGGGUUAAGGACAUGCUCAAACUACUUGGCGAGGAGGCUGAUUCCUUUGGCAAGAGGGCUGAGAUGUACUACAAAAGGAGACCAGAGGUGAUAAGCUCAGUGGAAGAAGCAUAUAAGGCAUACAGGGCUUUAGCAGAAAGAUAUGAUCAUAUAUCAGGGGAACUUCAUAAAGCCAACCACACAAUAGCAACUGCUUUUCCUGACCAAGUCCAAUAUGCGAUGCUUGAGGAGGAAGACGAUAAUUUACCCAAAGCAAUUACACCCAUCAACUCGAGUAAAAUUCGCAAGCAAACAGUUGAGGACUUAAUGAAGAAGAAAAGAGAGGGUCAAAAGAAAAAGCAUGGUGGGAAAAUUACGAUGCAAAUGAGCGAAGAGAAUGCACAAGAAGAGAUUAAUCGACUUCAGAAGUCAAUCUUGGUUCUUCAAACCGAGAAAGAAUUUAUCAAGAGUUCAUACGAGAGUGGAAUUGCUAAGUAUUGGGAAAUUGAAAAGCAGAUUAAUGAUAUGCAAGAGGAGGUUUGUUACUUUCAAGACGAGUUCAAUGCAAGUGCAAUUAUAGAGGACGAUGAAGCUCGAGCUUUGAUGACGGCAACGGCCCUUAAAUCUUGUGAGGAGGCCAUAAUGAAUUUACAGGAACAACAAAAUAAAUCAAUUGAGUUGGCAAGGAUGGAAUCAAAAAGAAUAAAAAUUGCUAGAGAAAGACUAAAUGCUCUCAAGGGUGAAUGUGGCCAAUCUUUGGAUGAACCAUUAAAUAUUAUUGAUGGGAACAUAGAAACAGAAGUUCUUUCUCUAAAACAGGAGAAACUUGAGUUGCAGUCUAUCUGCGAUAAAGUAAAGCAGCAUUUCGAGAUGAAUUCUGACAUUUCUGUGGUGGAAAUUGCUGAGAAAAUAGAUGAACUGGUAAAUAAAGUUAUAAACUUAGAACUAACGGUUUCAUCACAGAUGGCACAGAUAAAUAAGUUAAGUGAAGAGAACGGCGAGCUUGAAAAGUAUUUACAGAGCUUGGAAGAGGAGAAGACGGUACUCAUUAAUGACUCGAGUGAGUUGAGUGACAGGCUUAAGCAAGCGGAAGAAGAGUUGAAUAGAGUUCAGUAUCUGGAGAAAGCUGUCAACGAUGAAGGAAAAGAUGUGCGUUCAAAUUUUACUGAUGCUUUUAAUAGCCUCACUGAUAUUUCAGAGAAGUUGCAGUCUUCAAGUGUUGAGAGCACAAUAAAGGAAGAAACUCCCCAUUUCAACACUGAACUACCCAAUGAGUGCAAUGGAACAGAAGGUGCAGAUAUCCAAAGCAUAGAGGAAAAUUUUGUCAAAGAGGGAAAUAAAGAGAUUCCAGAACCUGAAGAGAGCUUUGGUUAUUCUGCCCAAACGGAGAUAGCUUCUCAGAAUUUAGAUGGUUCAGAAAAGGUCGACAACAUCAGACUUGAAGAAGAGAAGGAUCCAUUACAAGAAGCUCAUCACAUUCCACAUAGUGGUCAAGAAAAUAUAGAAGAGUUAAAACAAGUUGAAGAAGCCAAAGAAGAAGAUUCAUCAGUUGAAGGUGGAAAUCUCCCUCUAAGUAGUUCAGAAAGUAUUGAGUAUUUAAAACAGGGAGAAGAAUUCAUAGAAAAUAAAUCAUCGGAAACAGAUGAUCAUAUUCAUCUUAUGGGCUCUGAACAAAUCCCAGAUGAGAGACACAAAGAAAAUGUAACAGCAAAAGAUUCACAAGAAGAACAACCUAUUCCUCCCAGUAGUGAAAAAGUGAUGCAAAUAGGAGAACAAGAUGGUUUUCUAAACUUGCAACAAUUACUUUUAAAUGGAUUGGAAGGAAGAGAAAAGAUAUUACUAGCUGAGUACACCUCAAUCCUUCGAAAUUAUAAAGAAACGAAGAAAAAGCUCAAUGAAGUAGAGAAGAAGAGCCAAGAUUAUCUUCAUGAUAUGACAGAAUUAAUAAGAGAACUGAGAAAUGCCAAUGCCAUGAAGGAUGAGGAGAUUCAAUCAUUACGACGACUCUUAAGCUCUUCAAAGACAGUUUCUAAUGGCAGUAACAAUGUAACUUCUAACGAAGUUAAAGCCUCGUUUUACAGUCAUCAAAAGCAUCGGAGCAUUUCUAAUCCUCAAAAUUUUGAGAUGUCAAAAAAUAUAAGCAUCAAAUCAUCUAAACAGGAAGAUACAUCAAAUGGUGUUAUAGAUGGAGGAAGCCCACAUUUGGGGGACAUCUACUUCUCAGUCAAUGAACUGCAGAGCACUUCGCCCGUCGAAGAAAAAUUCAGAAGGGACAUUGAUGCGGUUUUAGAGGAAAAUUUGGAAUUUUGGUUGAGGUUCAGCACUUUUUUCCACCGUAUCCAAGAAUUCCAAACUAAAGUUCAAGAUCUAAAAGCCGAAAUUGAGAGGCUAAAAGAUGAUAAGCCGCAAGAGCUCAACAAUGGUGCUAUUAACCACCCAGUUGCCUUGCCCAAAGAAUCUACAGUAGUUGAAAAGCAGCUAAGAGAGCUGAAGACUGAACUCCAAGUUUGGUUAGAGCAGAAUGCGUUGCUUCGAAGAGAACUUCAGUGUCGAUUCUCAUCUCUCUGCAACAUACAAGAUGAGAUUGCAAGAGCUUUAGAGACAAGCUCAGCAACAGAAGCAGCCCAGCUUACCUCUUAUCAAGCUGCAAAGUUUCAAGGGGAGGUGCUUAACAUGCAACAGGAGAAUAAUAAGGUUGAAAACGAGCUUCAAACUGGUUUAGAUCAUGUAAGGGAGCUUCAAGGUGAAGUUGAGAAAGCCUUUUCACAGCUGCAUGAGAAUUUUGAGCUCUCUGGACCAAAGAACAGCCACCAUCACAAUUUCCGCCAUUUCCCGACUAAAACUAGAAUACCUUUACGGUCUUUCCUUUUUGGGAGUAAGCCAAAAAAACCUUCUAUAUUUGCCUGUGUUAGCCCUGCUGCACUUCAGAAACAACACAGUGAAUUGAGAUUUGGGCAUUCUAAUAAGAUGGCUUAGAUUUUUCUCUUUCUAACAGUAAUUGUUCCUCCAGAUUAUAUUCUCUGAACUUCUACAAGAGCGGGCAGUGCAAGGUGGACUUACUCAUUAUUGGAAAUUGUAUCCUGUUUCAUGUAUAGGAAAAUGCUCAGAUAUAAACUAUUUUUGGUUAGUUUGAGUUGUUUUUCUGGUUCGAUCGGAGCCUGUCACUUAACCGUUUGUUUGUUUGGUGUCGUUUUUUAUUUUUCAUUUUUCAUUCGUUCGGUAGAGUAAAUCGAGACAGCGAUUAUUUGAGGUAAAAAUGUAUACUUGGUUUGGAGCUUUGUAAUUUGAAAUUUUGUUCAAUUGUUUUAUUCAAUGUAGCUAAUAACAGUUGUCUUUUGAUUUGUUUCAAA
This is a messenger RNA of Ananas comosus (pineapple), 3739 nucleotides long. RefSeq names its product protein NETWORKED 2D-like. The record is from RefSeq and is a predicted model, not a curated record. The coding region runs from base 306 to 3365 and encodes 1019 amino acids. The transcript has 2 exons. Gene Ontology annotation, molecular function: actin binding. NCBI's taxonomy places the organism in Eukaryota, Viridiplantae, Streptophyta, Magnoliopsida, Poales, Bromeliaceae.